Messenger RNA from Nelumbo nucifera (sacred lotus), 1452 nucleotides. Its product is annotated as putative N-acetyltransferase HLS1-like. Lineage: Eukaryota; Viridiplantae; Streptophyta; Magnoliopsida; Proteales; Nelumbonaceae. Gene Ontology annotation, molecular function: acyltransferase activity, transferring groups other than amino-acyl groups. The record is from RefSeq and is a predicted model, not a curated record.
GUCGAGAACUUCUUGAUUGUUUUAAGAGGUUUCAGUUGAAUAAAUCAGAUCUAUCUCCAUUUUCUAGACGACCCAAUUGGAUUUCUAGCUUAAUUUCCUUCCUGUCUUCUGCCACGCGUAAAUUGACUCUAUAGAUAGCGGAAGCAUCGCUAAAGAUGGAGGAGGAGAGAGUACUGGUUGCAGUGAGGGAGUAUGAGGAGAAGAGAGACAGGGUGGCGGUAGAAGAGAUGGAGAGGCGGUGCGAGCUGGGGCCAGGAGGCAAGCCCUCGCUCUUCACCGACGACAUGGGCGACCCUAUCUGCCGCAUCCGCCACUCUCCGGCUUAUCUCAUGCUGGUUGCAGAGUUUGGGAAAGCAAGAGAGAUUGUUGGGGUUAUAAGAGGUUGUAUAAAGACUGUGACGAGAGGGAAGAAAGCCAUGAGCGACUGUAGUAUCUACGUGAAGGUUGCUUAUAUUCUUGGGCUUCGAGUAUUGCCCACUCACAGGCGGUUAGGCAUCGGGACCAAGCUAGUGGAGAAGCUGGAGGAGUGGUGUAAGCAGAAGGGUGCGGAGUACGCAUACAUGGCCACGGACUGCACCAACGAGGCUUCCAUCAACCUCUUCACUCUAAAAUGCGCUUACAUGAUGUUCCGCACCCCUACCGUCUUGGUCCAACCGGUGCACGCGCAUUACAGGCCUUUGGGAUCCGGGGUAGCAGUGGUACAGCUCUCGCCACAUCUCGCCGAGUUAAUCUACCGCCGAGUCUUCGCCAACUCUGAGUUCUUUCCCAAGGACAUAGACGUAAUUUUGUCCAACAAACUCAACCUAGGCACCUUCAUGGCCCUACCCAAGAAGGCUCUUGCCAAGUGGGAUCCGAAGACUGGCCAUCUCCCGCCGUGUUAUGCUAUCAUGAGCGUGUGGAACACGAAAGAAGUGUUUAAGCUUCAAAUGAAGGGGGUGUCCAGGCUAACGUAUGCCUGCUGCGUAACGAGUCGGUUGCUGGACUCCUGGAUGCCUUGGCUACGAAUACCGUCCAUCCCGGACGUGUUUCGGCAGUUCGGAGUGUAUUUCCUGUACGGGCUGCACAUGGAGGGAAAGGGUGCAUCGCGGCUCAUGAAGGGUCUAUGCGCCUUCGCACAUAACAUGGGAAGGGAUGACUCCGGAUGUGGGGCCGUGGUUGCUGAGGUGGGACGGCGGGACCCAGUUAGAGAAGUAAUCCCACAUUGGAGAAGGUUUUCAUGGGCGGAGGACUUGUGGUGUAUAAAGAAACUAACGUCCGCGAAGCAGGAUAUCGAUGAGGAAAAUGGCGGCACGCUGGAUUGGAUUAGAUCUCGGCCGUCCACACCAGUCGUUUUCGUUGACCCUCGUGAAUUUUGACAUUUCGGGCCUUGUAUUGGUGCCAGCCUCACGCGAUCAAAAUGUCCAUUGAUUUUGUAGCAAAUUUUGAUCGUUGGAUUAAUUAAUGUAAUGAACU